AUGUCUUUUCGGGUUCUUGCACUCUCUGCAGUUCUUUGCUGUGUCCUGGCACAGAGAGUGCCCAGGCCGCAGUUAGACGAACACUGGGAAAUCUACAAGGACAUCCACAACAAGAAAUAUGUACCAGAAGAAGAACACGUCCGAAGACUCAUCUGGGAAGACAACUUGGACUUUAUCCGGAGGCACAACCUAGAGUAUGACCUGGGGCUUCGGACGCACACGGUGGCGGUCAACAGUUUUGCUGAUUUGACAUCGGAGGAGUACCGCCAGCUUUACCUCGGCUACCGUCCGAACGAGAGAAAGAAGACUGCACUGGGUGUACACAACGAAGCUUCAUUGUACGACGUUCCGAGCGAGGUCGACUGGCGUAAAGAAGGCUAUGUAACUGCCGUGAAAAAUCAGGGCAAGUGUCGUUCCUCUUGGGCAUUCUCAGCGACUGGAUGUCUAGAAGGGCAGGUUUUCGCGAAGACCCGCUAUCUAGUCUCCCUCAGCGAGCAGAACCUGGUGGAUUGUGAUAAGGAGUCAUCAGGCUGCGAAGGAGGAAGCAUAGACAGCGCUUAUUGGUACUUGUCCGAGAGCGGUGGUAUCGACACGGAAGAGUCAUAUCCGUACACGGGUCGUAAGGGACCUUGCAAGUUCAAUGCAAGCGGUGUAGCAGUUAGUGACAUAGGAUAUUAUAUCGUCAAGUGGGGCAGCGAGGAUGCUCUGACGAGUGCCGUGGCCAAUGUUGGACCCAUUUCUGCAGGUAUCGAUGCCUCUCAUCGGUCCUUCCGAUUCUACAGUGGCGGCGUUUACAACGAACCUCACUGCAGCCCUUCUAAUAUGACCCAUGCGGUCCUUGUGGUUGGCUACGGUACAGGGAGUCAUGGCGACUACUGGAUAGUCAAGAACAGCUGGGGAGAAGGCUGGGGAGAGAAGGGCUACAUCCUCAUGAGCAGAAACAAGGACAACCAAUGUGGCAUCGCAUCCCAUGCAUCUUACCCCCUUAUUGUAUUGUAA
This is a messenger RNA of Ornithodoros turicata, 999 nucleotides long. RefSeq names its product procathepsin L-like. Gene Ontology annotation, molecular function: cysteine-type endopeptidase activity. The transcript is spliced from 5 exons. The record is from RefSeq and is a predicted model, not a curated record. Gene Ontology annotation, cellular component: lysosome. The coding region runs from base 1 to 999 and encodes 332 amino acids. Lineage: Eukaryota; Metazoa; Arthropoda; Arachnida; Ixodida; Argasidae.